This is a messenger RNA of Acanthosepion pharaonis, 675 nucleotides long. Lineage: Eukaryota; Metazoa; Mollusca; Cephalopoda; Sepiida; Sepiidae. The record is from the annotation of a GenBank genome assembly.
AUGCUCGUUCCAGUGAUGGACGCUCGGAACCGUCUCGACGCUCAGCGCCGUGGUCGGGGUCAGUUCGGGCAGGCAGUAUCGGUCGACAAACCUCAAAACUCUUUUGCGCCCCGCCCCGCCGAUCGGUCGGCAGGCGGGACGGAUACGUCAUGUACAGAUCGAAUCGGAUGCGCCCUCACCAAGAAUAGCGCAGGCCUACAAAGAUUGGCGACAUUCGCGGUGAAGCUCAGCCCCCUCCAUCGCCAGGCUGACACGGCCGAGAUCAUAGCCCAGCAUCAGGUCGGCCAGCCAAUAAUCAGGCGACUGAAACGGCGGACGACGGUGCCCCGCCGCCGGUCGUCGCGGUGCCGUCCGGUCGCCGACAUAGCGCACACCGGCUCCCAAGCUCAGGCCGCCCAGCGCACGGGCCGACACCCGCCUUGCCGAGAUCAUAGGACAGGAAGCUCGAUGCGCUCCAUUGCGGCACGCCCAGCGGCCGGGUGCCGCGGUCGUUAUAAGUCGUCGGCGACGAUCACGUCAAGCCUGGCGCCACCGUGCCGCGCCCGUCAGCUCGAUACCGCGCACCGAUACCUCGCCGGUCUGCACCUGCGAGUUGCUGGGGAUAUUGCCUGUGCCCGCGCGCGGAUCGGCGACCGGCAACGUUGCGGCGACGCAGAUCGAAGGCGGACAGGGUGA